AUGAAAGAUGAGGAAGCGUUCGUGCUGGACGAACUUGACAGCACUGCAUCAGAAGAUUGGUCCCCUAAUCUAAAUGAAGACCCAAAAGAAGACACAGAAAACCCCAAGAUGAUGCCAGAAGAAGACUCCGAUGAAGACAGCCAGAAAAGGCUUCAUACUUCGUACCCAAUAUAUUUCACCAUGAGAUUGCCUACAAAUCACAACUUCAGGUUCUUUCACGCUUCCUACUGUUUCAGACGUCGAUGUUAUGGUACGAAAUAUACCUUAUUGACUAAGUGUGAAGUCAAGUUGACUGGAUAUUAGUUACGAACAGACCAAUAUUCAAACAUGUUGACUCAACAUGUUUGCUUCUCACAAACUGGUCGUAAAGAGUAGGGGACGGUAGUUCCCUGCAUGGUAGUCUAUCUCACAUUCGUAUUCACAUAGCUGGCAUCAUUACUCAUUCCUUUAUUACUUGUAAACUGCACCAUUAGCAGUCUGGAAAAAAUCCCCUAACGAGUGUUGGAAAUUAUUCCGGGCGAAGCCCCAAGGAGGAUGCCCUUGGAUAAGACUGAUUUACAAUGAUUUACAAUUUUAUGGCCAAACCAAAGCAGACAAAGCGGGUGAUUCCGAGAUGAAAACGAAGACCCAUCUAAUCCCCCCCGCCCCCCGCCCCCCGCCCCCCCCCCAUGUGUCCAAAAAUAAACUGGUCCGUAAAAACUCCGUCACAUAGGCGUAGUAUUAAUUGGAGUUGCUCGCUUGGGCUUAUGGGCUCCUGAUUCCCACUAAUAUAUAAUAUUUCUUUUGUCUCAGUACCAGGCAUGCGUCAAGGGUUCCUUUCAUGGCGAGUUGUGUACGAAUCAGGGUACUUGGUAAUCAACAAUUGGCUCUACUAUUUUUGGAACAGCAGCGGCCCAAAAUACUUUUAUGGACAUCGGCCAGUCCCACCAACCGUUAAUCCAACUUCGACUUUCACGGCCCCUCCCGUACGCGUUGGGUAG
Porites lobata is the source of this 980-nucleotide messenger RNA. The record is from the annotation of a GenBank genome assembly. NCBI's taxonomy places the organism in Eukaryota, Metazoa, Cnidaria, Anthozoa, Scleractinia, Poritidae.